Messenger RNA from Punctularia strigosozonata HHB-11173 SS5, 666 nucleotides. RefSeq names its product ras-domain-containing protein. Gene Ontology annotation, molecular function: GDP binding; GTPase activity; GTP binding. Bases 1 to 666 code for a protein of 221 amino acids. Gene Ontology annotation, cellular component: plasma membrane. The record is from RefSeq and is a predicted model, not a curated record. NCBI's taxonomy places the organism in Eukaryota, Fungi, Basidiomycota, Agaricomycetes, Corticiales, Punctulariaceae. The transcript has 4 exons. Gene Ontology annotation, biological process: signal transduction.
AUGACGUGGGAGCCAAGCAGCAGGUUUGUGCCAUCUUCGCAUACGCAUCGAUUCGUGGUUGAGCGCCUCUCCCGCAGCGCUCAAGAAACAGGAGUUCAACUAUGUUCGAUCGUAUUGUUGGGUGCCGGAGGCGUUGGUAAGACGGCUAUAGUUUGUCAGCUGAUAACCUAUACACAGCUAUACGACCCUACAAUAGAGGACACGUAUAUUAAGGUAACGACUGUGGACAGUGUUCCAUGUACCGUUGAGGUGGUCGACACAGCAGGACAAAGCGAGUACAUGCCCAUCACCGAACAGUGGAUCAAGCUCGGACAAGCGUUCAUCCUUGUUUACGAUAUUACCUCUCGAGCAAGCUUCGAGCAGCUGCGCAUUUUCCGAGGAUAUAUGCUGAAGCAUCGACGUUCUCUGCCAUCGUGCAUGCUCGUCGGAAACAAGUGCGAGCGUGCGUUGCAGCGGGAGGUACCAACAGAAGAAGGGCAAGAGAUGGCCCAGAGCUUCGGGUGCCCUUUUGUGGAGGUUUCUGCCAAGACGGCGUGGGGUGUUCCUACGCUUUUCGAAAACUUCGUCCGCAUUUUACGCUUAAAGCCCGUUGACGAACGUUCCUCUACAUCGCGCCGAUUGUCAAGGUCGUUUAGGUCAAGGAAGAGCGGAUGCGUUCUUAUGUGA